AUGGCUCCUUCCGCCACCAUCGAGGCCACAGCCCCUGCCGUCGGCGGAACUGCCGUCGCACCAAAGGAGGCAUCGCACUCCAAGCACGGCCAUGAACUCGACAACAAGACGCCCCUACAGGCCAUGUCCCACGGCGACGUCGUGCUAGCCGGUAUCCCCAAGUUCCCCAACUUCUCCGCCCAGCGCCAAUGGCAACUCGAGCACAUGGCCGCCGCCUUCCGCCACUGGCAGCGCGAGGGCUACGUCGAGGGCAUGAGCGGCCACAUCUCCGUCAGAGACCCCGAAUUCCCCAACGCCUUCUGGACGAACCCUCUCGGCCGUCACUUUGGCCUCCUCAAGGCCAGCGACAUGAUCCUCGUCGACCUUGACGGUGCCGUCAUCGGCGGCAACCGCACCAGACCGCCCAACACGGCCGGAUUCCAGAUCCACGCCGCCGUGCACAAGGCGCGUCCUGACGUCCACGCAGUGUGCCAUUGCCAUAGUCUCUACGGCAAGGCGUGGUCCGUCUUCGGACGUCGUCUGGAAAUGCUCACCCAGGACGCCUGCAAGUUCCGCGGCGACGCCCACACUGUCUACAACAGCUAUGGCGGCGUCGUCCUCGGCCCCGAAGAGGGAGAGCUGAUUGCCGAGGCUCUCGGGCCCAAGGGCAAGGCGUGCAUCCUGCGGAAUCAUGGCAUUUUGACUGUUGGCCAGACGGUGGACGAGGCGGCGUUCCUGUACACUUCCAUGGAACGUCAAUGCCAUGUGCAGCUGCUUGCUGAGGCGGCCGCGGCCAACGGGCUGCCCAAGGUUCUCAUCACGGACGAGGAGGCGCAGUUCAAUUUUGACGUGGAAAGUGACCCUGAGAUAUGCUACUGCGAGUUCCAGGUUUACUACGAUUUGGAGGAUGAAUUGACAAACGGCGCGUUCAAGAAUUAA
Messenger RNA from Colletotrichum truncatum, 918 nucleotides. Its product is annotated as phosphatidate cytidylyltransferase. Gene Ontology annotation, cellular component: cytoskeleton. Lineage: Eukaryota; Fungi; Ascomycota; Sordariomycetes; Glomerellales; Glomerellaceae. Gene Ontology annotation, molecular function: actin filament binding. The record is from RefSeq and is a predicted model, not a curated record.